Messenger RNA from Daktulosphaira vitifoliae (grape phylloxera), 3505 nucleotides. It is a transcript of the gene Vps39, whose product is annotated as vam6/Vps39-like protein. Gene Ontology annotation, molecular function: protein binding. Bases 554 to 3109 code for a protein of 851 amino acids. Gene Ontology annotation, biological process: autophagy; intracellular protein transport; vesicle-mediated transport. The transcript has 16 exons. The record is from RefSeq and is a predicted model, not a curated record. Gene Ontology annotation, cellular component: membrane; cytoplasm. Lineage: Eukaryota; Metazoa; Arthropoda; Insecta; Hemiptera; Phylloxeridae.
AACAGUAAUAAUGACAGUUUUAAGAUUGAAAUGUUUCUUUAUGAUUUUUCGGAAAAACUUAUUUUUUGGAAAUAUGUAGAACUUGUAUAAUAUAAUACUUGUGUAAUACAACCUGUAGCUGUAAUAGAGUACCGAUCUUCAAUAUGCAUUUUAGUUCUUAUCAUUUUUCAGCUGUUCAGCUUGUCUUCCCAAAUUUAUUAUCUGUGUCAUAUCUAUAAUGAAAAUAUCUUAUUCUUGGUGAAGUUCUGAAGUUUGUGAUGAAAUUAUUAUUAACUCACUCGUAAGAAAUCAAAAAGUGGUAUACUAUUCAUCCGAUUAAUCAAAAUUAUAAAUUAUUACAUGAGUAAUAUUAUAUAUUUUAUUACUAAAAUAAAAAAUACAAAAAUAUUGGAAAUAUCGUUUAUAAAUAAUGGAAACGGAUUUUUUUAUUUUUAUGUGUAAAUAGAAAUAUAAAUAAACAUUUUUUGGAUAUCUUUGUUAAUGCUUAAAUAUAUGCCUAUUUUUUUUAUAUUACAAGUAAUAUUCAUAGAAAAUUGAGCUUCUAAAGAUCAAAAUGCAUGAAAUGUACGAAGUAUCAAAACUUUUAAAAUAUUCUGUUCCAAUUGAAAGUAUUACAGCCUAUGAUAACUAUUUAUUAGUUGGUAAUCGCCAGGGACAUAUAUUUUUGUAUACAACUAGUCCUAGAGUUCAACUUGUUGAUUGUAACAAAACUUUCAGUAAACGACCUAUUUUGCAAUUGGGUUCAGUACCAGAGUGUAAAAUUGUUAUAUGUUUAACUGAUGAUAGAGUUAGUGUUCUUGAUAUUUCACGAGAUAAAGUUCUGCUCUUGAAAACUUCAGGAUUACAGAAAACUAAAGGUGCUACUUCUUUCACCCUCGAUGUUAAGACACCAGCUGGAUUACAAGGAAAUGCCACUAAUACUGUUGUUCGAUUAUGUGUUGCUACUAAAAGACAAUUACAAGUGUAUCAUUGGAAAGGAAGAGACUUUUUAGAACAUUCAGAAAAUUUUGAUUUGCCUGAUAUACCACGUACAAUGGUUUGGUGUGACCAAACAGUCAUUAUUGGCUGUAAAAAUGAGUAUUAUUUAUUUGAUGUAACAACAGAAGUAAUAAAACCUUUAUUUUUAACUGGCAAAAAUCAAGAACCAAUCAUAACCAAAAUUUCUGAUACUAUGUUUGCUGUUGUUAAAGAUUCUCAUGUAAUAGUUAUGAGUACAACUGGUAAUGUAGCUGAACAACAUACUAUUAAGUGGACAGAUACACCCUCUAUAAUUUUGUACGAUGAGCCUUAUUUAAUUGUAUGUAUGGGAGAAAAAUUAUGUAUCCACACUAUUGAACCAAGUGAAGGUUCAGAUGUACGUCAAAUUAUAUCUACUUUGUCAAAAACAUUAAACAUGUAUACCUGUCAAAGCGGUUUAAUUUAUGUAUCAUCUGCUUUAGAUGUAUGGUGUUUAAAAGCUGUUCCAUUUGUUAAACAAAUAAAAUGGCUUCUUGAGGAUAAAAAUUUUCAACUUGCUUUAAAAUUAGCUAAUAUAUCUGAUGAAUCUGUUGAGGAUAAAGAAAAAAAUGUUACUCAAAUUAGAACAUUAUAUGCCAAUGAUUUAUUUGAAAAAAAAAAAUAUCAAGAAUCUAUGAGAGAAUUUUUGAAACUAAAUACUGAUCCUUAUGAUGUAAUACGAUUAUUUCCUAAUCUUUUACCUCAAAAUGAUUCAGAAUUAGAAGGAGAAAUACUUGAAAAAGAAACUGAAACUAAAAUUGUUGCUUUAAUUGAAUAUUUAACUGAAGUACGUUAUAAACUCUUGAAAGAACCUGUUGUCAACAUACAAUUUGGUAUGAAUGAAUCAAGCAGUAGCCAUCAAGAACAAUUACUUCAAAUUAUUGAUACCACAUUGCUUAAAUGUUAUUUACAUACUAAUGAUGCCCUUAUAGCUCCUCUUUUAAGAUUAAAUCAUUGUCAUUUAUUAGAAACUGAAGCAACAUUAAAGAAAUAUAAAAAGUAUAGUGAACUAAUAAUAUUAUAUCAAACAAAAGGACUUCAUAGUAAAGCAUUAGAGCUUUUACAGAAACAAUCUGAAAAUUCAGACUCGAACCUUAAAGGUCCUCAACGAACCAUUCAAUAUCUUCAAAAUAUUGGCUCAACUAAUAUAGAUAUUAUACUUCAAUUUUCGGAUUGGGUUUUAACUAAGUAUCCAGAAGAAGGCUUAAGUAUUUUUACUGAAGAUAUAGCUGAAGUUGAACACUUACCUAGACCCAAAGUGUUAGAUUUUUUAAUAAGAAAUCAUAAAAAUUUAAUAAUACCUUACUUAGAGCAUGUGAUUCAUGUUUGGGAUGACACAAAUGCUAUUUGUCACAAUGCUUUAAUUCAUCAAUAUAGAGAAAAACUUCAACAAUACAACAGUAUGGUGACACAAGUUGAUGAACAAACUGCCCAAAGUACAAAAAUUAAACUUAUGGACUUCUUAGAACAAUCAAAAUAUUACACACCAGAAACAGUUUUAGUUCAUUUUCCACUAGAUGGAUUUUUUGAAGAAAGGGCAAUAGUUUUAGGAAAACUUGGUCGACAUGAGCAAGUGUUAUCGAUGUAUGUUACAGUAUUGCAUGAUACUGAUAGAGCUAUUGAAUAUUGUGAUAAAGUUCAUAAAUUAAAAAAAGAAGAUUCUGAAAAAAUAUAUGUCACAUUGCUGAAAUUACUAAUAGAUCCACCAGAUAGUUGGCUUGCAGGACUUGGUGGUGUGACUAAAUCUGCUCCAGAUUUAGAAAAAGUGAUAGAACUUUUGAAUAAAAAUGCAGCUCAAAUAGCAACACCCGAUGUUUUGAAAGUAUUACCUGAUGAAAUACCACUUUAUAGGAUAAGAAAUUUUUUUAAAAUUUCUUUAAAUAAAAUCAUAAGUGAUAGACGAUUAUACCAAAUAAAUAGAGGAUUACUCUAUGCAAAACUUUUGAAGGUUCAACAACAAAGAAUAUUUUAUGAAUCUCAAAAUAUUACCUUAACAGAAUUCAAUAUCUGUAAAGUAUGUAAAAAACGUUUUGGAAAUCAAAGUGCAUUUGUGAGAUGUCCAAAUGGAGAAAUAGUUCACUAUUCAUGCCAUAAUCACAAAGUUGAUCAAUAAAAAAAAAUUUACACAGUCAAAUGUUUUAUAUAAUUUAUAUACUAUAUUGAUAUAUCUGAUCCAGAACCUUCAUGAUCAGAAUCCAUGAAUGUGUCUUCUUCAUGACCUGCAUUGAAUGGUGUUGAUUCAUUUUCAGCAUUGUUAAUACCACUAAAUGUCGCAUCCAACAAUGACCCAUUUAAAACAGGCCCUACAGAAUCUGCAGAUGCUGCUGUUGAAGUAUUGCAUGGCUUUCCCAUAUUUUCCAAACUUUCCAUAACUCUUUUAUUGUUAGGAUCAAGACUAUAAGAACAUUAAAAUUAAAAUUAUAUAUUAUUUUUGUGAAUAUAUUAUAUUAGUUAAAUUAUUAUUAAUUUAAGUUUAAUUAUAUUUUUAAUGUAAUGAAGUUUAUAUUUU